Molecule: messenger RNA, 681 nt
Organism: Perca flavescens (yellow perch)
Lineage: Eukaryota; Metazoa; Chordata; Actinopteri; Perciformes; Percidae
Gene: aicda
Product: activation-induced cytidine deaminase
Exons: 4
Coding region: 1-666 (221 amino acids)
Biological process (GO): cytidine to uridine editing
Cellular component (GO): cytoplasm; nucleus
Molecular function (GO): cytidine deaminase activity; RNA binding; zinc ion binding
Source: RefSeq, a predicted model, not a curated record
AUGGGUCAGUGGCGAUCCCACUGUGGAUCAAGUGUGCUAUUGCCUCGAAAAAAGUUCAUCUACCAUUACAAGAACAUGCGCUGGGCAAGGGGUCGACAUGAGACAUAUCUCUGCUUUGUAGUGAAGAGGCGAGUGGGGCCAGACUCCUUAUCCUUUGACUUUGGACACCUCCGCAAUCGCAAUGGCUGCCAUGUAGAGCUGCUGUUCCUGCGCUACAUUGGAGCCUUGUGCCCUGGUUUGUGGGGAUGCGGCGGUACUGGAGAGAGGAGGCUCAGUUACUCCAUCACCUGGUUCUGCUCCUGGUCUCCUUGUGCCAACUGCUCCAUCAGACUGUCCCAGUUCCUCAGCCAGACGCCCAACCUUCGCCUAAGGAUUUUCGUCUCUCGCCUUUACUUCUGUGACAUGGAGAACAGCCCUGAAAGAGACGGCCUAAGAAUGCUGAAAAAAGCUGGUGUGCAGAUCACAGUCAUGAGUUACAAAGAUUUCUUUUAUUGCUGGCAGACCUUUGUGGAUCGUAAGCAAAGCAACUUCAAGGCCUGGGAAGAGCUGCACUCAAACUCUGUUCGCCUUGCCAGAAAACUCAACCGCAUCCUCCAGGUAGAAGAUUUACUAUACUGCAUGUCUUUCUUCAAUCUACAGUCUGAAAAGCAAUCAAGAUUUGUUUAAAAAUUAUAAUAAUUA